Molecule: messenger RNA, 8698 nt
Organism: Pomacea canaliculata
Lineage: Eukaryota; Metazoa; Mollusca; Gastropoda; Architaenioglossa; Ampullariidae
Product: neuroendocrine convertase 2-like
Exons: 13
Coding region: 631-2625 (664 amino acids)
Biological process (GO): protein processing
Cellular component (GO): trans-Golgi network; Golgi membrane
Molecular function (GO): serine-type endopeptidase activity
Source: RefSeq, a predicted model, not a curated record
UCCCAACCACCACCCCAUCGAUCGCGCGCAAGAACAGCGCGUGCUUCUCAGCCUCCGUCAUCAAAGCUGGGCGCCAAAUAAUAUUUCAUGAGGUUCUUCGACCCAAGCGCUCGCCAGACCUGCCUGCAGAGAACCCAAACUCUUUCUUUCGUCGCCAGCCUGCUCGGCCGUGCCAACCGCCAGUCCUCUGUUGACAGUGCCAGACAACAGGGGAGAGAACAAGGAGAAAGGCAAGGCUAGGGCGAGGAGCGAGGGAAACAGAAGAGAGGAGCUAGCCUUCCGGCUAGGUUCCAACACAACGUGAUAGAGAGAGAGAGAACGAACCGACUAGAACUGACAGAGAACGAAACAGUCCUCCUCCGCCACAAAGUCUUUGAGAGAACAAGACAGCAUCAAGCACACGACAGGCGAGGCGAUUGGUUCCCAGUCUUCGUUGCGCGGGCUCCAUUGUUUCCAUCCACGGCGACGACAACGGACACCGGGGGACUGAAAUUCUGAGCAAGAAGAAACUAAAGCAGCGACAGCAGCAGCAGCAGCAGCAGCAGCAUCAACCGAUCGCCUGUGUCCCUCCAACUGCCUGCUAGAUAGUCGUCCGCUCGAGUUGACCACAAGGGGCGUGUGUCCCUUGCGAUGACCGUCCGGCGAACAUGGAGAGCUAGGCAGCUGCUUGUAGUCUUGCUGGCCGUCACGGGACUGCUGCCCGACGCGGCCAUAUGUCGCGAGUUCGACGUGCUGACCAACACCUGGCUGGUGGAGCUCAACCAUGACGGGGGGGAGCGCGUGGCGCGGAGUGUGGCUGCUGACACGGGAUUCACGUACGUCUCUCCGAUCCUGGGGUCAGACUCCACCUUCCACUUCCAGCACUAUGGGGUCCCGCACGCCCGAGUGCGGCGAAGCAUCUCACACACACGUGUCCUGAGGUCUCACCCUCACGUGAAAAGUGCUGUUCAGCAGACAGGGUUCAUACGACAGAAACGAGGCUACAAGCCGCUGAUAGACGCACUGAGUAAAGGAGUAGACCAGAAGCUUGCCUCCAUCGCCGUCAACGACAAAGCCACGCAGACAGCAGAAGUCAAACUCCCAACGGACCCCGACUUUGGCAAGGAGUGGUACCUGCGCAACACUGGACAGUCCAAGGGCGUGCCGGGGCUGGACCUCAACGUUGUGGCGGCCUGGAGCAUGGGCUACACUGGCAAAGGCAUCACCACAGCCAUCAUGGAUGAUGGCAUCGACUAUCUUCACGAGGACCUCAAGUACAAUUAUAACGCGGACGCGAGCUACGACUUCAGUAGCAACGACCCCUACCCGUACCCGCGCUACACAGACACCUGGUUCAACAGUCACGGCACGCGCUGUGCAGGUGAAGUGGCGGCCGCACGGGACAACAACGUUUGCGGCGUGGGUGUGGCCUACGGUUCGAUGGUUGCAGGACUGCGCAUGCUCGACCAGCCGUUUAUGACGGAUCUCAUCGAAGCCAAUGCCAUGGGCCACAUGCCCAACGUCAUCGACAUCUACUCCGCCAGCUGGGGGCCCACCGACGACGGCAAGACUGUGGACGGGCCCCGCAACCUGACCAUGAGGGCCAUCGUCAACGGCGUCAACAACGGUCGUAACGGUAAAGGUAACAUCUACGUCUGGGCCUCAGGCGACGGCGGUCCCAACGACGACUGCAACUGCGACGGCUACGCCGCCAGCAUGUGGACAGUGUCCAUCAACUCCGCCACCAACGACGGCCGCACUGCCGGCUACGACGAGUCCUGCUCGUCCACCUUGGCCUCCACCUUCAGCAACGGCAAGAGUUCGUCACAUGACGCGGGGGUGGCAACUACAGACCUCUACAACAACUGCACCGCCAGCCAUUCUGGAACUUCUGCCGCAGCACCUGAAGCAGCUGGAGUUUUUGCCCUUGCUCUGGAAGCAAACAAGAAUCUCACCUGGCGAGAUAUACAACACCUGACUGUACUCACCUCCAAGCGCAAUUCUCUCUACGACUCCAACGGCGUCCACAAGUGGCAACUGAACGGGGCUCGCCUGGAGUUCAACCACCUCUUCGGCUAUGGUGUGAUGGACGCCGCAGCCAUGGCUGACCUGGCCAGACAGUGGGCCAGCCUGCCAGAGAGGUUCCACUGUACUGCCGGUACCAUCACACAGGAAAGAGAGUUCUCCUUCGGGAAGAACAUCCGCUUCACCAUUGACUCCAAUGGAUGCGCGGGCACGGAGAACGAAGUCAACUACCUGGAACACGUGCAAGCUUACAUCACUCUACGUGCCUCAUACCGCGGCUGCGUCACAAUGUACUUGACGUCACCCAUGAACACUACCUCCAUGAUCCUCAGCCAGCGGCCCAACGACGACGACGACAAGAACGGCUUCACGCGCUGGCCCUUCAUGACGACACACACCUGGGCCGAGGUGUCUCGCGGUACCUGGACGCUGGACGUCGUCAUGGAACCCAUCCUGGGUCUCAAAAACAACCUGGAGACCGGCAUUUUCAAGGAGUGGAGCCUGGUGCUGCACGGCACCAGGACACCGCCCUACACUGACCAGCCCCGCAUGCCGGCCGGCGUCCACGAGAAACUGGAGAUGGUGCGCCGUGCGCAUGAGAGCGGGGUGUUCAUGGUGUAGAGAGACAGAGAGUGUGCGAGCAGGCGAAGGGCCCAGAGUCAUGGCAGCAGCAGCCCCAGCAAGACAACAACAACAACAACAACAUCAGCAGCAGCGGCAACAGCAACAAAACCAAGAUGCCAGAUACCAUAAGGUGGGAUGACAGUUGUACGAGGGGUCCAUCACCUACUCCCUGCGCUUGCUUUGAAUGAUGAAGACUACACGCGCCAUCAAGAACAUUUUGGAGGUCAAGCCUCACGCAUGCGCGCAAGACAAGGGCUGCUGGCUCUCUUGACUCUUCCGUAAAGGUGGAUCCCUCGUUUUUUGUUUUUUUUUAAUGUAGAGGAUGAAGGUCUGGAGAGGUCAGUUCUGCUUUUGGUUUUGUUUCGUUGUGACCCCGAAGAUGACCCAUUCCUUUCCUCCGUCUUGUUAACUUUCACACUUUCUGACACGAACCUUUAUUUUAAAUACCAGACCGUUGCUGUUUUACUUGUCACCAGCGGGGGAAGGUGAAUAAAAAUUCUAUAUACCCGCUAUUAUCUUCUCUUUAUAAGUUUCACUGUGAAAACAAUGGAUACCGUACAGUGUCCAUCUUUAAUUUAGUUUCGAUUAAUGGUAAAUGCCAGAAAAUAAAUUAACGAAUGUAAAUAUAUCAACAGCAAUAUCACAUCCAUGAACAUGACCAAUCCCAAUGACCUCUCCAGACUGAUAGCACAUAGAAUUGUCGCGGCUAGAAUUUUGUGCCCUGGGGAAGAAGAGCGUGUAGAACCAAUCAGUGUAUAUAGUCAACCCUCCUUGUCCAGUCUUAACACACUAGCCGCCAACACAAUGUCCAGCUGGGGACAGCACCAUACCUACAGGUCAUGGUUUGAGGUUGCAACCACGAUGUUAUCAAAAUACAAGAGACAGAGACUGUCAAGUGCCCACAUUUGUUACUGGGUGAUAUUUUGAUAGGUAUUCUCAUGCCCACAGCAGCUGGACAUACAGAGGGGGGAACUGUUUUACAGGAGGAACUAAUGAAAGAAUUCUUAUCAACCGUUGAUCUCUAUGUAUCAUACUAGCAGCAGGCAUUUAUUUGUAUUGAUACCCCGCUAUAAGUUGUUUAAAACAUUAGAAUGUGAAUGGUUUGCCACAUGCAGAAAGUUUCCGAGGAAACUUCUUUGUUGUAUGCUCAAGUAACGACUACAGAAAUGAGUUAAUGAUACAAAGAUACAUCAUGUUGUUUGUUUAUUAAAGCAAUUCUCUUGAGUAUCGGAUCUUAUAUCUGAUUGCUUAUUUUCGAUGGAUAAAAUUAUCAGUAAUGAUGGAAGAUAUUUUCACAAUUUGGAUUAUAGAGGGAGGGCUGGAUGUCGUAUAUAUAUAUAUAGUUAUAUGAGGUGUUGAGGUGUGGCGUUGUUUCGUUCUGUCAAUACAAAAUGUCUUUCUUGGAUGAACCCGACCUACCAUUGGCAAACACAGUCCCAUGCCUUUCAGCUUUUAUUUUCAGACUGGCUUCAGUUUUGUUUUUUCUGCGCAACCGAAAAGAAAAGUGGAACUAUGUAAAAUGUACAACUUCACAAACGAAAUCAGCUAAUUAAUUCGAGUUUAAUGAGGUGAGCAUUGCCGUGUAAAUUAUUUAGAACAGACCUUGUAUCAGUCCAUGGGUAGGGAACCCUAGCCAUCCUGUGUAUUGAAAUCCCUCAUUCAGUGUAUCCUUGCAAGCAAUAUGAUUAACUUUCCGGUUACCACAAAGCAUUUUGUUUUACUUAGAAAGAAAGGAAGAAUUAGGGAAGGGGAGUGGGCUGUAGGGAGGAAGGGGAGGAGGGUGGAUGGCUGAUGCGUUUCACCAUUACAUUGGUUUGGAGGAUUAUAAGUUGACAUUAUAUAUAUAUGUUAAUUUUAUGUAUAACCAUGUGUCUCUGGUCAACGCCAAACCUAACAAUGUAACACUGGUGCAACAAAGAGAAGGAAAAGUAGGUGAAAUAGAGGAAAGAUGGACAAAAAAAAAAAAAAAAGAAAUUAAAGAAGCAGCUCGAGAGAGAAAGAAAGAUAAAGACAAUGAAUGCGACAUCUAUUUUACUUUCAAUUUUAUUUUAGCCUUCUUAAAUGAGUCAAAUGAAAACUCAGUGGAUUAUUUAUGUUAGAAAAUCAUCAGGAGGCAAUAUUUUACUAGACAGCAGAGUUUGUUGCAGUCUAAGCUUGAUGAACCAGAAUAUUCCUCCUAAAUAAACUCAGAUAUUGUCCUUCAUAAAUCCUUAUGAGUGUCUAAAGGUGUGUGACAAAUGAACCCCCAGCACAAACCGUUUGCAUGAUGAUGUCUACCAGUGUUUCCUUUGGUUGUUACUAGAUUCACCUGACCAGUUUGCCUGUUUGCACACGUGUAUCUUGCAAUAUGCUGGGUAGGGAACAUGGUUUUCUGUCUCGCACAUUGUAACUGUGCUCCAAGACUGAAGUGAACAGAAACUGUUGCCUGACCCCAGGGUCAUGUGAUGAACAGGGGCAGACUCCAGUCACAGAGGUCCUGUCUUCUCAGACUGAGAUGUGAAAUAAAGGAUGCAGACCUGUAAUCAGUAGAACCUCUGGCAGCAAACCACUAGUCGGCUUUUUAGUUGAUUUGUCAAACAGCGGACUGUGUGGGUUGUUCAGAUGUCUCUGGAAGAUUUACAUCCUGACAAUAGAAGACAAUAGAAGUGACAGGAAUGUUGAGUAUACUAAGGACAGGUCAGGUUUAUUCGACAAAUACUUCUGGAAGGAAACAUCUCAUUGAAUUCAGGCUUUGCUAUUUUGAUGCUCUUCUUUCAUAUCUAGACUUAAACACUAUUAUCAAAUUUAUUUAUUUCAAAACAGCGUUUAGUAUAGUGGUCCGAUAGUGAACUUAAAAGAAAAAAAAACCCACCAUCGUUCGAUGUCAACACAUUGUAAUAAGUCAUAAAAAUUAACACUUUUUUCUGCAGUUUGUUGCUUCACAGUUGACGGACAUUCCACUCAUUAACUGUAUCCCAUUAAUCAUCAAUGUUAUUGCUUGUGUCCAGUCCUAUAGCUUCCACCUGACAUUGCAUUUUGUGAGCUAUAUUUCAGUAACAAUAACUGUAUGAAGGCUUGCCCCUUAAAGAUAGGUAUUUAAUAGACAUAAAUAUUGCUUCUUUGACCUCAGUGAAUGUGAUAUAUUUAGCGCAUGACCUCAAUAGCUUAAUGUGUGAGUUAACUGAUGAUAGUGAGAAAAUAAUGCAUGUUACAAACAACAGUUUUAAACAACCCGUUGAGCUCAAUUUGCAAUAAAUAAAUAAAAAAUUGAUAAAUAAAUAAAAUCACUGAACGAUAAAUAUAUCGUGGCUAUUUAUAGAGCAGGACCUGACUCAUGCUUCCUAAUGUUUCCAAAGAUGUGAAGAAUUUCAGAGUAGAAUUGUGGAAAGACUUUGUGUUUGUCGUUUAACAACAGUAAUAACAAUGGCCAUAAAAACUACUCCUUUUAUUAUUUUAAAUUAGGUCUCUUUCUAAAAAAUAAUUGUGUAUUUCAAAUUAGUACACAUAAAUCAUCCUCCUGCUCCUCCUCCUGCUCCUCCUCCUGCUCCUCCUCCUGCUCCUCCUCCUGCUCCUCCUCCUCAUCAUCAUCAUCAUUAUCAUCAUCUUCAUCAUCAUUAUUGUUGAUGUUUUGACGGAAAGGCAAAGCUGCGUAAAACUGUUUUACUGAGAGGAAGAUGGCCCUCAGACCGACCUAUGACCCCGCCCUUAUUGACUCACCGAUCGCCGUGUUUAGCUUGCCCUCUGCUACUGCAGCAGGACAUUUCAAAGAUGCAUCAAGAUGCAGAUGACGACCUGUAACACUGAGUGUCACCUCUCACCUUUUCAUCAACUCUUUUCGGAGGUGUAACAAAGACGAGCGCCGAAGCUUGAUGGUGUUAGUCCUGUUGGAGUCACUGUUAGUCCUGUUGGAAUCACCGUUAGCCCUGUUGGAAUCAAUGUUAGCUCUGUUGGAAUCACUGUUAGCCCUGUUAGCUCGAGCGAAAUUGAUUCUUUUUACUGUCUCAUAAACAGGCCAACUGUCUCAUUUUUCUUCUCUGUGCAAAACACACUGACAUUGUUAUUGAUAGCAUAGUUGGUGUAUUUUAAGUUUUGCCUUGUGUCUUUUUUUUUCUUAUUUCAGUGUGGUACAAAAUAAACUAAUCGUUAUCAAGCAAACUGCAGUUAACUGCCAUUUUGUUUGCUUUAUGAAAUGAAACUGGAGUCGGUGAACACGUUUUUAAUGAGGAAAGUCUUCUUCCUUCUCUUAAUUUGACUUUUUUUCUCCAACUGCUCUUCGUGGUUGAAAGCUAGUCUUCGUUUAUUUACCAAAUGUGUUUAUUGCCCAUAUUUACUUAGAGAAUAAUUCUAAGGAAAAGGCUCUUCACAACUGGAAUAGUUCAUUAGUGAUGCAAAGACUCCAUGUGAAUAGCAAGUCCAAAAAAAAAAUGAUUUAAGUUAGCAAGAAGGACAAGGAGAGCAAAUACUCGGGGGAAGGUCAGACCUUGUUCAUGAAAGUGCGUGUUCACAAAUUGUCGGUAGGGACCAAACUGCCUCUCCAUCAUGCAUCUUUGUGAGGCAAAUGAACUUGAAGGCCUUACAGCCAAGGAAGGAACAAGUCCAGUAAAGACAGUAUAAUUUAAAGUACACUGCCUUCGACUCUGCAAGGCUUAUCUAGUCGGGAGUUGUCCUUUACGAUGCUGACCAGAAAAAAAAGACAACUAUACCACAAAAGCAUCUACAGGCUAUUGUAGAUUGCAUCUGUAAUGUCAAAAUUUUAUCCUAUACUAAGCCUAAAAUAUUAAUGUAAUGUCCAUCAAAAAAUACUAAAUAGCAUUUUCUUUCAUUUAGUUUUUAAUGCCGAGACAACCAAUGACUAAGCUGACAAUGUCCAGGCUCUUGCCUGCAGCCCUGUAAGUACAAAUUGUCAUAAAUGGGUUUAAACAAUCUGUUAUCAUGAAGUCCUUCACAUUUUGCAUGCCAAAUACACUUUUGGACAAGUUAACCAAGCUGCAAUGUGUGCUGAGAAUCGAAUGUGAUUGAUAGGCAAAGGUUUUUAUGAUCUUCCUUUUUGUGGAACUCUUGUUCUGGAGGCAAGUGACUUCACGAACCUUAUGCCGUUACAGGGGAACGUGGGAAGGGAGGGAAGAAUGGAGUGGAGGAAAGCAACGGUCAAAUUCACUUGAUUGUUUUAAAAUAAUUGCACAAAAUUGUGUAGGAGAUUUUACUAAUUAUAAUUAUCGCUCUCGGACAGCAAUAUUUUGUUGCAGCUGAUAUGCUCCGAUUCUUGCUGUGUAUCGUGUUGACUGUUUUCAACCAGAAUUGUUAAACCUGGAAAACUUGAGCAAGUGAUACUGUUUUUAAAAUGACUCAAAUCAUUACCAACCUCUUGAUGAUAAGUCUACGGUGUUUGUGAUUCAUUACAAAAAGCUGUCGAACAGUUGCGAUGCAUUAUGCCAAUCUCAGAUUGUUUGAAAACGUGAAAGAACAAAGUUUGACACCAAACGAUAUUUCUGUUGAUUUCAGAUGGUUAAUAUAUUUUUUUUUCGGGAGGAGGGUUAGUAUCAAUCUAUCAAACACACUAUUAGACAGUGUGGUAUUUAAUCCAAACCCCAUACUUUUUAGUUUAUGUUGUUAUUGAUGCUCAUCGUUGAACCUGUAAGAGACGUCCUCCUGAAUUCCCUCGGGGUGAGAGGUCAUUCAGGAGGCAGAGACACUGCAGGACCUAUCAUCCGGCAGGCUAGAUGGAAAAUGACAUUUUUCUCAUGCAUCCUUGUGGAACUCUUCAUCAUGUCUGCUCCAUUGGUAAGAUAAAACUUGCAGACAUGUAGAUGAUUCAAGUCAGAAGCUCACCACACACACCUAUCUCCUUCUUGCCGAACUCACUGAAAGAUUAAUGUUCUCUCCAUCUAUUGCUAAACGGUAGCUCGCUUUCCAUAGCCUCACUCAAAGUUGUGAGUUUAUCCUAUAUAUAUAUAUAUUUUUGUUGCUUGUUUGCCGUAAUAAAUAUACCAGUCGAAAUAAUGAACCUGUUUCAAAGUUGUGAAGUCAAGCAGUGGCACGAGUAACUUGUUUCAUGUUUCAUGUCAAUAAAGACCACAAUCCUCGGCAAAAA